UUUAACCGCUGUCAGUGCGCAUCAUAUGGCCGCCGCUUUAACCAACUUCUCAACUCCGACAGGGAAAGUGGCUCAAAUGCGCAUUCUAUCACAGUGGAUGUGAACCAACCCAGGCGAAGACAGGGUGAAAUACUGGUUGGAGAACAUUUUACAUCCCCUUUUGGAUUAAUUUUUACCUCGCAUUUGAUUCAUUUGGGGUUAGAAUAUUAAUUUUGUAACCCAGUCAUCCUGUGCGCACCCGAUCUUGUGCGCGCCUGACCUGAUCUUGAAAAAGACUUUUUCUCUGUUGGUGGCGAAGUUUAAAACCAGGUGAAUGUAUAGCAUGAUGAUGGAAACUGACCUCCAUUCCCCCGGCCCCCAAACGAACACGACCACGGGGCAAACGGGGCCGAACAGCGGGUCCAAAGCGAAUCAGGAGCGGGUGAAGAGACCGAUGAACGCGUUCAUGGUGUGGUCCCGUGGGCAGCGGAGAAAGAUGGCACAGGAGAACCCCAAAAUGCACAACUCUGAGAUCAGCAAACGGCUGGGUGCCGAGUGGAAGGUGAUGUCCGAGGCUGAGAAGCGCCCUUUCAUCGACGAGGCGAAACGGUUGCGAGCCAUGCACAUGAAGGAGCAUCCGGAUUACAAGUACCGGCCAAGACGGAAGACCAAGACGCUGCUGAAAAAGGACAAAUAUUCCCUUGCCGGUGGACUGCUUUCUGGGCCCAGUGGAGGCGGUGGAGUGGGUUUAGGGGUCGGAAUGGGUUCAUCCGGGGUCGGCCAGAGGUUAGAGAGCCCCGGGGGUCACGGAGGCUCCGCCAGCUCCGGCUACGCGCACAUGAACGGCUGGGCCAACGGUGCGUACUCGGGGCAGGUGGCUGCAGCCGCGGCGGCAGCAGCGAUGAUGCAGGAGGCUCAGCUAGCCUACAGCCAGCACCCGGGGAGCGGAGCGCACCACCACCACCACUCACACCACCAUCACUCACACAACCCCCAGCCAAUGCACCGCUACGACAUGACAGCCCUGCAGUACAGCCCCAUCUCAAACUCUCAGAGCUACAUGAACGCUUCUCCAUCCGGCUACGGCGGGAUCACCUACACACAGCACCAGGGCUCCGGCGUCUCCUCUUCAGCUGCCAUGGGGACGUUAGGGUCGCUGGUGAAGUCGGAGCCGAGUGUAAGCCCUCCCGUCAGCAGCACACACUCACGGGGUCCUUGCCCCGGAGACUUGAGAGAGAUGAUAAGCAUGUAUUUACCGACCGGAGAGCCGGGGGACCCGUCAAUGCAAAGUAGACUCCAUGCCUUGCCGCAGCAUUACCAGAGCGCCACGGCUGGAGUGAACGGGACGGUCCCUCUAACACACAUUUAGAACUCACAGAAUAAUUGAAAACUGCAAACGAACACAUAACCAAAUAUUUACCUCUUUUCUAAAUAACCCCGGUCCCGAGAACUACCUGCAUUUUGUACAGAAUGUUUAUGAUAUUGUAAAUGAAGGGUAAAUAGCAUAUUCAUCUCGGCUUUUUUGAAUAGCCACCAGUGGAAUUAUAUAACGAAUAUGAUGCUGAGAUAUUGGUUAUUGUGCUUUCAUCUUUUUGUCCAUUUACUUCACAGUCUUAGUUGAGGGUUGCGCCAGGUUCACAUGGGGGUAUUUGGUUUAAUUGUCUCAUAAUUUGGGGGGGUUCUGUAAGUUAUUGAAAAUGAGAUAACGUGUCAUAAUCCUAAGAAAGUGCUUUAAAAGAAAUGGGAAACUCACAUUCUUCAAACAUUUGUGUUCAUUUGCAGAAGCCUGUGUCUUAAUUCUUGGAAAUCAUCUCUUUUUAUUGUAACACUCUAAUUAUUGUAAAUUGUGAAUAAUUUUAAUAUUUCAAAGGAUGACGGGCAACUGCUGUUGUAAUUUA
Messenger RNA from Morone saxatilis (striped sea-bass), 1877 nucleotides. It is a transcript of the gene sox1a, whose product is annotated as SRY-box transcription factor 1a. Lineage: Eukaryota; Metazoa; Chordata; Actinopteri; Moronidae. Bases 314 to 1348 code for a protein of 344 amino acids. Gene Ontology annotation, molecular function: RNA polymerase II cis-regulatory region sequence-specific DNA binding; DNA-binding transcription factor activity, RNA polymerase II-specific. The record is from RefSeq and is a predicted model, not a curated record. Gene Ontology annotation, biological process: regulation of DNA-templated transcription; cell differentiation; anatomical structure morphogenesis. The transcript has a single exon.